UGGGAGGUGGAGCCUUAAACUACACCCUGGAACUGGGCAAAGGUUAGAGAUGGUGGGUGCAGUUCCUACAGCUCGGCUCCAGCCACGAUGGGGUACCUAAUGAGCCCAUGGGGCCUCCUCAGUCCUUUCCUGACUCUCUACCUCCUCCGGCUGGGAUCAGCGGACUUCAGAGUGGUGGGGCCAAGCCGACCUCUCCUUGCCACCGUUGGGCAGGACGUUGUGCUGCCCUGUCACUUGUCUCCACGCAUGGAUGCUCAAAGCUUGGAGAUCAGGUGGAUCCGGCACCUGGUCUCUGAAACGGUGCACCUCUACCGAAACGGAGAGGACAAGUAUGGUGAGCAGAUGGAGGAAUAUGCUGGAAGGACAGAGUUGGCCAGAAAUGGUCUCUCCAGUGGGAGCCUGGACUUGCGAAUCUCUGAGUUGAGACUCUCUGAUGAUGGCCAGUACGUCUGCACUGUGCGAGAUGCUGACACUUAUGGAGAAGCUACAGUGGAGCUGGAGGUGGCAGCCUUGGGCUCUGUCCCUCUCCUCUCUCUGGAGGCGUAUGAGGAUGGAGGCAUCCGGGUGGUGUGUCGAUCGGCCGGCUGGUACCCGUCACCAGAGGUGCUGUGGAAGGGUGCCAACGGGCAGCAUCUCCCCUCGGUCUCCCAGACACGUUCCCCUGAUGAGAGGGGCCUCUUUGAGAUCCAAGAUGUCAUCGUUGUGAGCAGGAAGGGAAAUGGGAAUGUGUCUUGCGUGGUGAGGAACAGCCGCCUGGAACAGGAAUCGUCCCUGCACAUCUCAGCUCCCUUUUUCCACAAUGCCCGUCCCUGGAUGGCAGCUCUGGGUGUGCUCCUCCUGCUUUUAGUGAUCUGUUUUGGUGUCAUUGCUUAUCUCUUCCGAAGGAAAGGUGGGAGGGAGCACGGCCAGGACAGGACGGUCAAAGGGAUAUUUCAUGCCAGAGACAUACUGCUGGGGACAGAAAUGGAGGCUGCCAGGGGGCUGGGGCCUUCCAUCGCUGCUGGGAAUGGGAUUGGCAGUGAGUCCUCAGGUGCUGAGGGCAACUAG
Molecule: messenger RNA, 1047 nt
Organism: Calidris pugnax (ruff)
Lineage: Eukaryota; Metazoa; Chordata; Aves; Charadriiformes; Scolopacidae
Product: butyrophilin subfamily 1 member A1-like
Exons: 6
Coding region: 88-1047 (319 amino acids)
Source: RefSeq, a predicted model, not a curated record